AUGACAUUAGUUACUUCACGUUUUGUUUUUGUUUUUUUGAAAGAGAUAGAAAAAGAGAGCAAAGAGAUGACCGAUGUUAAAGAAAGGAAUGUAGCUAUUCAGAAGUUGUACUUAGUCAAAUCCAUCUCAGUAUUCAAGAUAAAUGUCACUCUGGCACAAGGUGACAAAAUAAGAUUCUGGGGCGUAAAAAUGAAGAUGCGUGACACCUUGCUCCAAAACAUUGAAUUCUAUAAAGGCACCUUUUCAGACUGCGUUUUAUAUGACGAUCUGAAAAGUAAUGCUUAUUAUGCUAUAGAAAAAGAAGUAGGAAGCGAAGAGAUCAAAUAG
Molecule: messenger RNA, 327 nt
Organism: Rhizopus microsporus ATCC 52813
Lineage: Eukaryota; Fungi; Mucoromycota; Mucoromycetes; Mucorales; Rhizopodaceae
Exons: 2
Coding region: 1-327 (108 amino acids)
Source: RefSeq, a predicted model, not a curated record